AGAACAAAUCUGUGUUUAUUGGCAGAAGCAGUGGUAGCAACAGGAGAAGAAGAAGAAGCAUCACUGUGUGGAACCAGCCAGCUGUGUUGUUGUGGUUUUAGUCGUGGAGAGAGAGAGGACGACGUCGUGUGUCUUCAAUAAAAUGAGGAUCUCAUCGCUCUUAUUCCUGACUUUCUUGGCUGGAAUUGUUCAGGCCCAAGACUUCCUUGCAAUGUUCAAGCCGUUCCUCGGAGGUGGCGGUGGUGGCGGUAAUCCGUUUGCAAAUCCACAGGCGAUCGGCGGUCUCUUCCAACAAUUCGCCGGUGGAAAUGGUGGAGGAUUCGGGCAGCUUCUUGCUGGAGCAAUGGCACCGAAACCAGCACCAGCCGCAGCUGGACCCCGCUCAGCUCCAGCUCCAACCAACGAGGACUACAACACCGACAUCGACGUUCCAGCUCCAAAGGCAAAAGCCCGUGCAGCUCCAACUCCACGAAGAGCACAAGCCGAUGCCCCGCCAGUAUACCGCCAGCCUCGCACAAAAGCCGAAAAAAUCGAAAGAUUCCGGAAUAUCGCUCGGACAUUCUCGCCGUUCGUGUACGAGGUGAACACCACACCAGCUCCUCACUUUGACAACUUCAUCUGGCAACAAAAUGCACCAGCUGUCACACCGGAGCCAUUCACAUUUGCUCCAUUCUCCUUCCCAACUCUUGCCACCGUCGCACCACCAGCUCCAGGACCCGGCGGCCCGACUCUUGAGCCAUUUUUACCGACGACAGCUAGUCCGAAGCUGUUAGCUCAUAACACUGCUAGGAUGAUCCGAGAAAUCGCUUCAUUUUCCGACGGAGGACGCUCCAGGGAUCAGGAUUUUGGCGCAGUUCAAACGCUCAUGCAAGCCUUCUUCGAGGCAGUCUCCAGUGGAAAUAAUGGUGGAGCAGGAGCUGCCGCCGGAGCCGGAACAGCUUUAGGAGAUGCUCCAAUGCUUCAAGCCCAUCGAGAUGGUACCGAGUUGGGAGCCAAUCGCGCGCUGACCAACAAGCUUUUCGAGUCGGAUAUGGUGUUGACGGUCAAGCAGAUGAAGGCAAUUGUGCUCGCCGCCCAAGAGGCCCGUAACCCUCACGGACGUAAAAAGCGAAAGGUGAUUACGGGAUCCGUGUACCGAUGGAAGAGUGUGAUUCCGUUCCGAUUCAAAGGUGGCGACGCGAAAUGGAAGAAGCUGAUCCGUGAAGGCCUAGGCCUAUGGGAGAAGGAGACGUGUGUGCGAUGGAGCGAGAAUGGCCCCGGCAAGGAUUAUGUGAUCUUCUUCAGAGGAUCUGGAUGCUACUCAUCAGUCGGAAGAACCGGAGGAUCUCAACUUAUUUCGAUUGGGUAUGGCUGUGAAGAUAAAGGAAUCGUUGCUCACGAAGUCGGUCACUCCCUAGGCUUUUGGCACGAGCAGUCCCGUCCGGAUCGGGAUGACUACAUCCAUUUAAGAAAAGACUGGAUUAUUAAGGGAACCGAUGGAAACUUCGAGAAACGAAGUUGGGAAGAAAUCGAGGAUAUGGGCGUUCCGUAUGAUGUCGGAAGUGUCAUGCAUUAUGGGUCGAAUGCUUUUACAAAGGACUGGGACCAAAUUACUAUUGAGACCAAAGAUAGUAGAUAUCAGGGAACGAUUGGUCAACGCCAGAAGCUUUCGUUUAUCGAUGUUAAGCAGGUUAACAGGCUUUAUUGCAAUUCUGUUUGCCCGGUUGCCUUACCCUGCAUGCAUGGAGGAUACCCCGACCCCAAUAACUGUGCGGUUUGUAAAUGUCCAGACGGGCUCGGAGGAAAGUUGUGUGGACGUGCCGCAAAGGGCACAGAUCAUGACAAAUGCGGCGGUGAGCUAACAGCGACCGCCGAAUGGCAGGAGAUGGUCUACAAGGGGAAGCGGACGUGCAAUUGGAAGGUGAAGUCGCCGAGCGGUGGGCGGGUUCGGUUGGUGCUCACCGAGCUCAGGUACCAGUGUGCACCGGCGUGUAAGGCCUACAUCGAGAUCAAGCAUAAUACCGACUUCCAGCAGACCGGAUUCAGAGUUUGCUGCUUCAACAAAACAUAUGACGUCAUCUCCGACCAAUCUGAAGCCCUGAUCCUCUCCAACGCGAACAUCGUGGACUACGAGGUCUCCUACAAGCUGCAAUGGAUUCAAGACAACGGAAAAGCUCUUCCACCACCGAAACCCACGUCGACCUGGGUGCCCGGAAAAGAGAAUCGACCAUUCCGCGGAGUGGAGAACUCGGGCGGCACCAUCGAAAAGUUCAUCCUGCAAGCGAUCCCAAAGAUCCGAGACUCGCAUCGGCCACUGGAGAGUAUUACUAGUAUUGUUGCGGAAUAUGGUCUCGCAACGCUACUUGGUAUAUCGCAUAAUGGAAAGUAGUCCGUUUGGAACGAUUUUUGCAAUCGUCAGAGGAAUAUAUAUAUAUAUUUGUAAAUUUUGUACCAUCCCAAAAAUCCAAUUUUUCUUUCACAAUUUUCAAAAUUUGCUCAUCUUUCACAAUUACUCGGGUUAACACAUUUAAUGCCUUUCAAUAAAUAACAGUUCAU
Messenger RNA from Caenorhabditis elegans, 2535 nucleotides. It is a transcript of the gene nas-30, whose product is annotated as Zinc metalloproteinase nas-30. The record is from RefSeq and is marked reviewed. The coding region runs from base 143 to 2368 and encodes 741 amino acids. The transcript has 15 exons. Gene Ontology annotation, molecular function: zinc ion binding; metalloendopeptidase activity; metallopeptidase activity. Lineage: Eukaryota; Metazoa; Nematoda; Chromadorea; Rhabditida; Rhabditidae. Gene Ontology annotation, biological process: proteolysis; molting cycle, collagen and cuticulin-based cuticle.